This is a messenger RNA of Stegastes partitus (bicolor damselfish), 1718 nucleotides long. RefSeq names its product potassium voltage-gated channel, Isk-related family, member 4 (gene kcne4). The coding region runs from base 194 to 739 and encodes 181 amino acids. Gene Ontology annotation, biological process: potassium ion export across plasma membrane; membrane repolarization during action potential; regulation of heart rate by cardiac conduction. Gene Ontology annotation, molecular function: potassium channel regulator activity; transmembrane transporter binding; voltage-gated potassium channel activity involved in ventricular cardiac muscle cell action potential repolarization. The record is from RefSeq and is a predicted model, not a curated record. NCBI's taxonomy places the organism in Eukaryota, Metazoa, Chordata, Actinopteri, Pomacentridae. Gene Ontology annotation, cellular component: membrane; voltage-gated potassium channel complex. The transcript is spliced from 2 exons.
CAUCUUACAAUCAGACCCCAUCACGUGACUCAUGAUGACACUCCGGGGUCUCUGUAUAAAUAAGUUCCUCCAUUUGGAAGUUCUGCCAAACUUCAGAAGAGCUGCAAGAAGAUACAAGUGGAACACUUUCACAUGAGACAUAACUCUUCAGUUUGCGUGCGUUCUAGUUCCCCUGCAAAGGCUGUGCUGAAAAAUGGAGCACCUGGAAAAUUCCACGGCAUCACCCAAACGCCUGUCCCUGCACACUCAGAGCACCGCGGACUCCCAGGCAGACAGAAGCGACGGCAACGCGUACCUGUACAUAUUAAUCGUCAUGUCUUUCUACGGAGUCUUCCUCUGUGGUAUAAUGCUGGGCUACUUUCGCUCUAAGAGGAGGGAGAAGAGGAGGAUCAACAUAUUCACGCGCCUCGUGCACGAGGAGGAGCAGCGGGAGUGGGGCGCGCUGCCCAGAAAGCACAGCCUCACCUUCCCCGCCGCUGUCUCGGUGCUGCCCUCGUUGCAGGUGUCCCUGCCUUUCUGUAGUCACCAUGGCAACCAUUUUGGACACCUCCACUACGAGGGCGCGCUGCCUUCUCCGCUGGCGUGCGCGCUGUGCACGGAGCAGAGCAGCAUCAGCUCCCUGUGCUCCUCGGCGGACACGCGCUUCACCAUCGAGGAGGAGUCGGACAGCGGCACGGCGGAGGGGACGGAGGAGAACGUGAAGGGAGGAUCCGAGAACAGCGGAGACGAUUCAGGCUGAACUUUACCCAGAAAAACUGAGCGUUAACGAUCCACUGCCAAAAAGAGGAGAAACAUCACCUGAAGAGACCUGGAGGUCCUCAGGAGUCUUUAAAAUAAAGAAGCCCAAAGAGUGGAACCAUCAGCUGUUGCAAUAAAAACUCAAACCCGAACCAACAUGAUCCCUGAUAUGACAUCAAUGAAAGGGCUGGAAACAGCUGAAUGAGAAUAAGAGUGUUGUAGAUUUUAGCUGCACUGCUUAGAGGGGACAAUUGCACAGAAUGUACCUUUAUUGUUUUUGCUUGAUUUGUUUUGGAUAACUGCUGCUCUCCAUAUUUAUAACAGUAAGACACGUUCUGAUUCAGUGCUACACCUGACCUGCACAGUGGCAGCAUGAAGCUACACGUUCACCACAUGAAGCCACAUAUGGCCUCAGAAGAUUUUACUCUUUAGGUUUAAUAUUUAUACCUAUCUGCAUUUCAAAUGACAAGAUAAGAUGCAUCAUUUUAUAUGUUAUAUGUUGGAAUAAUUAUGCUGAUAUUAAGCAGAGCUUUACCUUGUAGACGUAAACCAGAUCAUUUACUAUUACACGUUAUGGUUUUACUGUAUAUUUGCCUCACUCUGUGGUGACCCCUCCCUGCUGGAACUCCUCCUGACGCCACACUGAGAUCCACCGCACUGGUUUGGGCUGAUGACUCACCCUGCAGGGGACUGAGUGGAGAACCGGCUUUUUGGGCUGUUUGGGCUCAAACUGAACUUGACUCGCUCGCUGUCGAGUAUUGAAACGUACCUGGAACCCACUUGAAAGAUUGUCUAAACUAAACUGUAGUUUGUUGUCGCUUCAUCGUGGACACACACUGUUCAUACACAACGGAUGAGUUCGGUUUACUUGAUGAAAGCAAUGCACUGUACAUACGGUUUGUAUUUGUCACUCUGUAAGGCUUAAUUUAAGACGGAAUCUUUGUAGCGUUACGGAAAAUAAAAAUGCUUUCGAAUGGAAA